CUCUUCAAACUUACGUACUCCCCCAAAUUAACAUUCACACAUGCUUCACCAAAUAACAAACCCUAAUCUUCCUCACAUUUCUCUAGAAUUAUCUUUGAUUUCUAGUAGCUUCCAGCAAAGCAAAGCUACCAAUCAUGGUGGAUCAAGAAAUUUGAAAGCAAGAAAGGAACCAAACCAAAGAAAUCCCAAGAAAAGCUGCUUCACCAGGUGGGGGUGUUCAACAUCAUUGGAGCUUUACGACAAUCCAUGGAAGAUCAAGAAAAAGCUGACGACGAGCGACCUCGGGAAGCUGAACCGACUCCUCUUCGGGUCGAAUUUGCUGGAGAACCUGAUGGUUCCGGUGCUAAGCAUGGAAGCGCAAAGAGAAGCUUCGUGCGGCAUGGGAACCCCAAUUAGGGUUUGGGAUGUUGAUACCAUGUCGAUGCACUAUCUUAUUCUGAAGCGUUGGGCUUCUUUCAAGAGCUAUGUUUUGAUUGGGAAAUGGAACAAAGAGUUUGUGAGAAGAAGGGAGUUGAAAAAGGGUGAUGUUGUUGGCCUUCACUGGGAUUCAUAUCGACAAUGCUUCAACUUCUCUGUCCUUAAGCGUGCCGGUGAUCGCUAUUAACCACACAUCCCUUUGGUAACU
Messenger RNA from Arachis stenosperma, 625 nucleotides. Its product is annotated as B3 domain-containing protein At2g33720-like. The transcript has a single exon. Bases 41 to 604 code for a protein of 187 amino acids. Lineage: Eukaryota; Viridiplantae; Streptophyta; Magnoliopsida; Fabales; Fabaceae. The record is from RefSeq and is a predicted model, not a curated record. Gene Ontology annotation, molecular function: DNA binding.